Messenger RNA from Triticum dicoccoides, 1620 nucleotides. Its product is annotated as N-alpha-acetyltransferase 40-like. Gene Ontology annotation, molecular function: histone H2A acetyltransferase activity; histone H4 acetyltransferase activity; protein N-terminal-serine acetyltransferase activity. The transcript is spliced from 8 exons. Bases 78 to 857 code for a protein of 259 amino acids. Gene Ontology annotation, cellular component: nucleus. Lineage: Eukaryota; Viridiplantae; Streptophyta; Magnoliopsida; Poales; Poaceae. The record is from RefSeq and is a predicted model, not a curated record.
ACCACUCCUACUUCCUGAGCCCACCGGCGGCGGCUCUCCUGCAGCCGGCAGCCACGAGACAACGGCAGGGGCCAGCGAUGGCGACGGCGGAGAACAAGAGGCCUCGGAGCAGCGGCGGCGUGGAGAGGCCGCCGAGUAGGAAGGAGAUAUUGGGGAGGAAGAAGGCCAUCAAAGAACUUAUAAGGAAAGCUGUAGCUGUGAAGGAUCAUCUUGCGCAGUUCCCGGAUUUUCAUAAAUACGAGCGAAGUGGUUUUUCGAUCUACUUGGAGUCUGGGCAUGGCAAUCAGCUUUCAGUGCCAACGAGGAAGUACAUCCAAAAUCUUCUCAAGGCUAACAUGAAGGGAACUUAUGGAUCAGAAUGGCCUUCAGAAGAGAAAAUUAAGCGCCGGGAAAUGGUUGCCCCAGAAGCACGAUAUAUCCUGAUCUGCCAAUAUGCAGACAGUGAUAUUGCCAAAUGUUUCAUGAAGCAAGAUUCAGGGGUGGAAUGUGCACAUGUGACAUGCCGUGGAGGCCGCUUGCUUGGUUUUGUACACUACAGAUUUGUUGUUGAAGAGGAUGUGCCUGUUCUUUAUGUGUAUGAGCUACAAUUGGAGUCUUCUGUCCAAGGGAAGGGGCUGGGGAAGUUCCUAAUGCAGUUGAUUGAACUUAUAGCUUGCAAGAGCCAAAUGGAGGCCGUGAUGCUAACAGUUCAAAAAUCUAAUACAGAUGCUAUGGCUUUCUACAACAAUUUGGGAUAUGUAAUAUCCAGUACCUCGCCAUCACGAGUGGAUCCACUGAUUGGAAUUCAUAGAAGCUAUGAGAUCUUGUGCAAGACAUUUGAAUCUGAAGCCAAGUGCAAAUUGGAGGAAGGCAACUAAUGCACGGGGGAGCACAACACGACUUUGGUUGCAUAACAAGCUCUGGCGGGAUGCGACAGCCCAUGUUUUUGUGAUUUAUUUGGAGUAGUGCAGGAUGUUUGGUUUUAUAUCUUCAGAGCCAAGGUUUGCCGUACCAAACUUGUGAAUAUUUGUUCCAUUGGCAACUUUGACCAUAUUUACCUACCAUUAAUUAGUUUUGAUGGCAAAAUUUUGGUUUGGUCGUGUUUUCUUUGGCUCCCUGUUUAAUUUCUAGAGCCAAAUUUGGUUAGUUUAUCAAUGAGUUUUAUCUGAAACUAUUUUGCUGAUACACUUUAGGAAACAAGCACGAUGGUCCACCACAUCUGAUGUAUAUGGGGUAGACUUGGUCUAAGUUAAAGAAGUGAACAUCGGACCAGUACACAAGUUGUUUCACAUAGCUGAAGAGAUUCACAUAUAACAAGUUCUCAAUGGUGCAUUGCUCAGUUCACGGUGCAUCCUAGCGCUUUCUCCUUGGGGCUCUCUUCCCCUUGGCAAUCGUCGCGCCGGGGCUCCAGUUGAUCUCCCCUUCCUCUAGCUCCCCCUCCUUGUUCUCCUUCUCCCUGGAUGUGGCAGCAGCAGCAGCAGCAGCAAGGGCCUGUGACCGUUUGAACCUGAGAAUGAGCCUCUUGCGUGGCGGCAGGUCCUCCUCCUUGAUAUUCUCCGUGUCGUCGUCGACUUUGGCCUUGGCCUUGCUAACGCCGUGCUCGCUACGGAGCACCCCACACCUGGCACACAUGUACUUUCU